GUCUGUGUAGCAGGCAGUGUGUUCAUUCAACCUCAGAGUCAGAGGUGGAGAAACCAUCAGAGAGCCGCUGGAGGAUUCACACACACCUGGAACCAACAGAUCCAAACAUUUGUGGCACUUCUACAUCUUCUUCCAGGGAACAUGGAUAAAGAGACUUCAGCAACACCUGAGAAACAGACAGGAGUUAAAUUGAAGGCAGAGGAUGUCUUGAAAGCUUUAGAUGAAUUAAGUGAGGAUGAGUUACAAAGAUUUGAGUGGUUCCUGCUGCAGCCUGACACCGUUCCUGGGCUCCCACCAAUCAAGAAGGGUUACCUUAAAAAGACAAAAAGCCUCAAUAUUGUGGACGUGAUGAUGCAGACCUAUACACUUGAACGAUGCAUGGAGGUGACCAGCAAGAUUUUAGAGAAAAUUCAAAGGAAUGACCUGCUCCAGAGAUUGAUAAAAGAUUGGAUGAGGAAGACAGAUGUUGAAGAUCAGGAGAUGAUCCAGGAGAGACAGCUGAAGAUCCAGGAGAUCAGAGAGUCGGUGAAGAUCAGUAAAGAUGCUGCAGACAGAGAGAAAGCAGAAGGUGUUCAGGUCUUCACGGCUCUGAUAGAGUCUGCUGAGAGAGGCCUGAAGGAGCUCCUCAAGGAGAUCCAAGACAAACAGGAAACUACAGAGAAACAGGCUGAAGACUUCAUCAGAGAUCUGGAACAGGAGAUCUCUGAGCUGAAGAAGAGGAGCUCUGAGUUGAAUUUCCACCAAAGUUUCUCCUCCCUCUCUCUGACAAAUGAUCCACCAAACAAGAACUGGGUAGAGGUCAGAGUUCAUCCGCCAUCAUAUGAGGGGACUGUGGUGAGAGCUGUGACUCAGCUGGCAGAGAAGAUGGGGAAGAUGCUGGACAUGAGAAGAGUCCAGCAGUUUGCAGUGGAUGUGACUCUGGAUCCUGAUACGGCUCAUCCUAAACUCAUCCUGACUGAUGAUAGAAAACAGGUGAAACAUGGAGAUGAUUGGAAGAAACUUCCAGACAAUCCAGAGAGAUUUUCUAAGUGUGUUUUUGUUUUAGCAGAGCAGAGUUUCUCUUCAGGCAGAUUUUACUUUGAGGUUCAGGUUAAAGGAAAGACUGAGUGGGAUUUAGGAGUGGUUAGAGAGUCUGUUGACAGGAAAGGAAUACUUGCUAUGAGUACUAAGAACGGUUUCUGGACCUUAGUGUUAAGAAAUGAAAAUCAGUACUCAACAGGGGAAAAGACUUCGACCCUUUUCGAUCUCCAUCCUGGUCCUCAGAAGGUGGGGGUGUUUGUGGAUUAUGAGGAGGGUCUGGUCUCCUUUUAUGAUGUAGAUGCUGCAGCUCUGAUCUACUCCUUUACUGGCUGCUGCUUCAAGGAGAAACUCUACCCAUUCUUUAGUCCUUAUCUGAAUAAUGGAGGUCGAAACUCUGCUCCUCUGAUCAUCUGUCCUGUCAGUCGGGCUGGUCGUUGAUCUGAAGAAUCUCCAUGAAGAAUGAAUAUAAAUGACUGCUUCUCUAUUACUACAAAAUUGUACUUCUCACAAUCUGGAUUAUUUUUGUUAUUAAACCUUUACUGUGUAAAAACCUUUUUUUGAGUGGAUUUUGAAACAAUUAUAUUAUUCUUCUAUAGACUGUGCUAUAUAAAAAUGCCAUAUACACAAUAAAAAAAUUA
Messenger RNA from Xiphophorus maculatus (southern platyfish), 1658 nucleotides. RefSeq names its product E3 ubiquitin-protein ligase TRIM21-like. The transcript is spliced from 3 exons. NCBI's taxonomy places the organism in Eukaryota, Metazoa, Chordata, Actinopteri, Cyprinodontiformes, Poeciliidae. Gene Ontology annotation, molecular function: protein binding. The record is from RefSeq and is a predicted model, not a curated record. Bases 142 to 1458 code for a protein of 438 amino acids.